Molecule: messenger RNA, 2005 nt
Organism: Carassius auratus (goldfish)
Lineage: Eukaryota; Metazoa; Chordata; Actinopteri; Cypriniformes; Cyprinidae
Exons: 2
Coding region: 249-1109 (286 amino acids)
Source: RefSeq, a predicted model, not a curated record
AUGGAUGCGGUGUGGACGCGCCUGGAAAAACGGGCGCAUCGCACUGCGUGCGUGUCGCGACCGCGUCGCUUCCAUUAUGAGAGUGCAUACUGCGCGCCUACAUAGGAAAUAACGAACUUGAGCGGAGAGGGAACAAGAUGGCGGGCUAAGCACAUGUACAUUUCUCCGCUCUCCAGCACUUUUUGAGAUUUACGUUAACAUUCAACUUUAAAACAUCCUAAUUUUCGCGUAUUAGCGAGUACUGGACUAUGUCAGCAAAAAAAGCUUCCAAUCACCCUAAAAUAGUCAUCCCUGGACAAAAAGGGAUGACUGUAAAAACUUCUGCUCUCGCCGAGCACGAAUACGUCAUGGAAGUUGACCACGUCGAAAGCAAUGAGAAACGCAAAGAAUCUUCCUCCUUGCAGAACACUCCGACCAAAGCCCCGGCUAAGAAACAGAAGGGAGACGAAACCCCUGAGAUUUCCAACGUCGCUCUCCUGGAAACCAUAGUCGCCAGAUUCGAUCUACAAGACGGAAAGCUGAGCAGCAUUGAGCAUAAGAUUACUGAGAACAGUCUAAUGAUCGUCAACCUGACAAAAGCUGUGGAAUUCAACGCGGCGGAAAUAAAGGACUGUAAAACUAAAAUAAACUUGUUCGAAAAACAACUCGCCUCUGUUGUCACUUCGCACGCAGAUUUGGUAAGCCGCACGUCGGAGCUCGAACGCUACAAAAGACGAUGGAAUCUUCGAGUAAUCGGAAUGAAAGAAAUUGCAGGCGAAGAUAUCCGAAGAGAAGUCGUCUCACUGUUAGCUGAAAUUGCUCCUCACCUGCAGCACAAACUUGAAGACAUCGUGGAUUCAGUUCACCGCAUUGGCUCCAAAACGAAGGAUAAAUCCAGGCAGGUGAUCAUUCAGUUCAGCAUGCGGAAACACAGAGACGAGUUCUGGCGAUCCACCAAAGUUUCGGAUGUCUGCAAACUAAGGGGAAUAAAGUUCACCGAAGAUUUGUCAAAGGAAGACCGAGAAGCCCGCGCUGCACUCUGGCCGAGGAUCAGUGAGGCUAGAGCUGCAGGGAAGAAAGCCUACUACCGAGGUCCUUAUGGCUACAUAGAGGGCACCCGGAUUGUCUAGGACGGUUGAUUUCAACUACCUCGUCCACAUUUGUUUACCUUAAGUGUUGGCAUGAGGUGUAAGUGGGAUGUUUUAUGUCCUUGCUGUUGAGCGAGAUUUUGUUACAGUGCUCUGUUUGAGAGAUAUCUUGUUUUGUGUUCAUUAGAGCACGGUUACAUAUUUUUCAUUUGAUUGUUUAUCCUAUUUUACGUAUUUUAUUUUUUUAUUUGUUUCCUGUUAGUUAAAUGUUCUCAGUGAAAUCAGCUUUUUCCUGUAUUUCUUUAAAUGCAAGGGGUCUUCGUAACUCUAUUAAAAGAAAAGCUUUAUUUCUUUUUUGCAAAAGCAAAAACUCACACUGUGUAUUUUUGCAAGAAACACAUUCCAACCUUGAUGACGUGAAGUUCUGGACGAGUCAGUGGGGGGACAAAAUCAUCUUCAGCCAUGCUUCUACACAUUCUGCAGGAGUGGCAAUACUGUUCAACAACCUGCCAGGCAAAAUUAUAAAGAUUUCUGAAAACCCCUCCAUCCUUUCAUCACUUCUCUAAUGAACUCAAACUUUUUGCUGCUUCUCUUGAUGCUCUCUCAAAUGAAAAAGCUACUGCAGUUGCCAGCUUCUUCAGUGAACUAAGUGCUCAAUAACUACUUGCUACCCCUUGUAAGAAAUUAGUUAUCUAUAAUUGCUCUUUUAUUUUAUUUAUUUUUGUUUUUUAUUUAAUUAUUAUUAUUAUUAUUAUUUUUUUUUUGUAAUUUAUUUAUUUUUAUUUAUUCCUUUUUGUUAUUCGUGAUUGUGCAUUUAAUGUAUUACAUCACUAUUACAUAUUGUAUUUGCAACUAUGUCUGCCUCGAAGAAUUGUUAAUAUUGUUUAUUCUGUACCUGUUUUGUAUGUACAUUUGUUUGCUAAUAAAAAAAAAAAAAA